AUGAGGCUGUUAAUAGCCACCAUAUCGCUAAUCCUCUCAGCUCUAUCAUGGCUCGACUGUACAGUCUCCGUCCCUCGCGCCCCUCCCUCGCUCGACCUUUCGCAACUCGAAGACAAGAGAGUUAUCACCCGCGAUGUCUGUAUCAUAGGCGGUGGUUCCGCCGGCACAUACGCAGCAAUCCGCCUCCGACAAAUGAACCAGAGCGUUGUGCUGGUAGAGAAAGAGGACCACCUAGGCGGACACGUCAAUACCUACGACGACCCGGAAACAGAAACCGCCGUCGACUAUGGCGUGCUCUACUACGAGAACCUCCCCCUGGUGCGAGAUUACUUCGACCACUUCGACAUUCCACUGGAGAAGGUUCGCAUUCUAGAGCAGAACUCCACGCAACGUCGGGUCGAUCUUCGCACUGGGACCCCCGUCGGUCCAGCCCAGGGCAACAUGUCCCAGGCAUUGGCGGCGUACUCGGCCCAGCUGCUCAAGUAUCCGUAUCUCAGCACGGGCUUCAACCUGCCCAACCCCGUACCCCCAGAUCUGCUGCUCCCGUUCGGCGAAUUCGUGAAGAAGUAUGACCUCGAGGGCGCGGUCGAUAUCAUUGCCAUGUUCAAUCAAGGCGCCGGCGAUAUACUGCAGCAGACAACACUUUACAUGUUGAAAUAUUUCGGCCUUGGUGUGGUCCAAAGCGCAUUCGGGGGUUUUCUUGUGCCAGAUAGUCGCAACAAUAGCGAGCUAUAUGGUGCUGCGCGGGAGGAGCUAGGCGAGGACGUGUUACUCAAUAGCACUGUUACUUAUACACACCGCAAUGACGCGAGGGGGUGGGCGUACGCGGUGGUGCAAACGCCAUCCGGGGUGAAAGUGAUUCGUGCACGGAAACUCAUCAUAGCCAUUCAACCCAGACUGGAUAUGCUGAAGGGAAUGGACAUGGACCUGGACGAUUCAGAGCGAGAGCUGUUCAGGCAGUUCAAUAAUACGUGCUACUACACGGCUCUCGCCAGGAUCCCGGGUCUUCCAGAAGAUAUGCAGAUUGUCAACCGUGCAACCGAUACCCUCUACCAACUGCCGCCUCAGCCUGCGGUCUACGUGAUAAACACCACCAGAGAGCCGGGGCUGUUUACUAUUCUCUACGGGAGCAAAGAACACAUGACGGAAGCAGAGGUUAAGGGCAAUAUGACUCUCAGUGUCAUGCAAUUAAGGAAGGCGGGUAUUCCUGUUGAACCACCGGAGUUCGUUCGAUAUUCGGACCAUAGCCCCUUUCUAUUGACUGUCCCGCCAGAUGCAAUUCGCAAUGGCUUCUACAGACGUCUGAAUAAUUUGCAGGGCCAUCGCAGGACGUACUAUAUGUCUGUCACGUUUGACUCGCAUGAUUCGGCGCGGAUCUGGUCCUUCAUUGAUGGGUUGCUAAAGGCGAGCUUUUCAUGA
Molecule: messenger RNA, 1419 nt
Organism: Aspergillus pseudonomiae
Lineage: Eukaryota; Fungi; Ascomycota; Eurotiomycetes; Eurotiales; Aspergillaceae
Product: amine oxidase, flavin-containing superfamily
Exons: 1
Coding region: 1-1419 (472 amino acids)
Source: RefSeq, a predicted model, not a curated record